AAAAUCCGGAGAACACGAAGACGUCCACCGUUCCAUCCUCGUCGUCCUCUUCCGAAUCCCCCAAACGCAGCAAUCCGUUCCGAUAGUCCUACCACCGUCCGGCCGCCACGCCGACGGCCUACACCGCGCAGCAAACCCUACCCGUAGAAUCGCGCGCCGCACCGAUACAGCACCGAUCGUCCGAAUCCGGUCGGAUUCUCCGCCGCCGGGCGUUGAUUAGGGAUUAAGCGCCGCGAAUUGCGGCUCCAGCGCCCGCCCGACGAUGCUUGGCUGCAGCGCGUAGCUAGUAGAGGGGGAGAGCAGGCAGUACCAUGUUGCAGUGUCUCGAGGGGGUGAAGCACCUCUUCGGCGCGCUCCUCAAGUGCUGCGACAUCGACCUCAAGCAGCCCAAGGGCCUCGAGGAUCCAGAGGUCCUUGCCAGGGAGACCGUCUUUAGCGUGAGCGAGGUCGAGGCCUUGUUUGAGCUGUUCAAGAAGAUCAGCAGUGCCGUGAUUGAUGAUGGCCUGAUCAACAAGGAGGAGUUUCAGUUGGCGUUGUUCAAGACUAGUAAGAAGGAGAGUUUAUUUGCUGAUCGUGUAUUUGAUUUAUUUGACACAAAACACAAUGGAAUUCUAGGAUUUGAGGAAUUUGCCCGCGCGCUCUCAGUAUUUCAUCCCAAUGCUCCUCUUGAUGAGAAGAUUGACUUUUCAUUCCAGCUAUAUGACCUCAAGCAACAAGGUUUCAUUGAAAGACAAGAGGUUAAGCAAAUGGUUGUUGCUACACUUGCUGAGUCAGGAAUGAAUCUUUCAGAUGAAGUCAUUGAGAGCAUCAUUGAUAAGACUUUCGAGGAGGCGGACACAAAACAUGAUGGGAAAAUUGACAAAGAAGAAUGGCGCAAUCUAGUACUGAGACAUCCCUCAUUAUUAAAGAACAUGACUCUUCAGUACCUCAAGGACAUCACCACAACAUUUCCAAGCUUUGUCUUCCAUUCUCAGGUUGACGAUACCUGAAGUUCUGACAACUUUUUUGCUCCAAUGAAAUAUCAGAAGGUAGUCUCAGUAUUUUGUUGAACAAGCUUUUGAAUGUUGGUUUGAUGGUUCAGCAGAGGCUAUAGGGUUCUGAAGUUGCACAGUGGGUUUUUGAGAAAUCAAGCCGUUGUUUAUUGUUAAUAACCCUUUUCUUUUCUUGUUUUUAUUUGGAAUUCUGGCUGAAAAUUUCUGGCGUGUUCAUGUAAAUUUGAAGUUUGUUUUCCCCCAUGGCUUUUCUAUUUAUAUUUUGGUUUGGCCAGUAGUUAUCGAAUCAAUUGACGUUUCUUGGUGUACAAAAUUGCAGCUGAUGCUGCCCGUAAGUGGAUUGUAUUUUUGGUGGGAAAGUAUUAGUGUACAUAUUUAAGCUUAAUGACUGCAGCAGAAAUGCUCGAUUCAAACAA
Phragmites australis (common reed) is the source of this 1408-nucleotide messenger RNA. Its product is annotated as calcineurin B-like protein 3. The record is from RefSeq and is a predicted model, not a curated record. Lineage: Eukaryota; Viridiplantae; Streptophyta; Magnoliopsida; Poales; Poaceae. Gene Ontology annotation, molecular function: calcium ion binding; kinase binding. The transcript has 8 exons. Gene Ontology annotation, biological process: calcium-mediated signaling. Bases 312 to 989 code for a protein of 225 amino acids.